AUGGCUCUUGCUGUCAACAAAGCUGACAGCGUCCGAAUAGCUGACUGCCCAGGAGUUUCUCCACCUUUCAGUGGGGAUGAGAGUGUCUUCAAGCUACUUGCAUGUCUAAAUAAAGUACAUGUCACUUUGUCUCAUGAAACCAAGAGGAACCUAAUCGGAGACUUUGGCAGCUAUACAACAGAGAAAAUUGUUUCAAGGAUAUCAGAUGGUGAAAACGGAAAACUAAAUGGGGACAAUCUGGACUUGUAUGUUACGACAAACGAUAUCCGAAUGGAUAACAAGAAUAAAGACUACCACUUCUUGCCACUAUUCAUAUUGGACAGGGUAAGUGUGAGCAGUCUGGAUGACUCCAAACCAAUCGGAAAUAUAAACACUACAACAUACAGACAGUUUGUUCCAUCAGCAUGUGAAUCUCAAAAGUACAAGGAAUCACUGAAAAUCAUCCUUGGAAGGCUGCUGUCCGAGUAUGUUGAUGGUUUCAAGUGGAUGGAAAAUGUUCUUCUAAAACAUAUUCCACACAACUUUGAGGAAUCAAUGUCAAAGAAGUCAGAGGUUUUUGUUUUACCUGUCCUACUGAAGAAUGAGACAUCUUACUCAGAUUGUAUUCACAUUUUGAAGUCCUAUGAAAAGGAUUUGACUUCCUGGUACAUUAAGGCAGGCAGAGCUGCAGAGCUAGAUAGACUGAAGGUGCCCAUUGGAGGAGAUCAACUCACUAGAGUGCGGUUACAGGGAGCCAAAGGACUACAGGAUGGGUCUUUGACAGCAACAGACAGACUAGAGCAUUUAGAUCCUAUGAUUGUGGAAUUGUUUCAUACAGUGAUGGAUUUUUUGGAGAAACUGUACAAAAGAUUUUUCAACAAGUCCAGUGGAAGAGAGAAAGGCACUCUUUACAACCUGAAGAUACUUAUUCAGCGAUCAAAUGUAAACGGGAAUGUGAAGUCACGUUUUGAAGCCCAUGAAGACUUCAUCAUGACCGUUGGCUGUGGUUACUUCUUAUCGUACAUAUUACAUUUCUUCCAAAUGGAAAAUUUAUCAGAUGAACCUAAGCAUCCAUUGCUGUCAAAAAACAUGAAAAUGAGGCAUAAGGCUGACAAAGAAAAAGUCCUUUCUGAAAUCCUUGAAGAGGUAGUCAAUGGAUUAUUGAUAUUGUUUCCAGAAAAGGAGCCUGAUGUUUUGCUAACAGUGGAUGUUCUUGGAAUCAAGCAUACAGUUAACAGUUCCAUAGAUGGAAGGAUGCUGAAAUUUCAUUUAAACAUCAAUAACAGCAUGUUCCUGUUUAAUGUUACGCCUGCGCAGGUUGAAAAUGGAGUGACUAUAGAUGUUCCACUAACAACAGUGAACCUUCCUGUGACAAUUUCCCGUUCUACAGUUGCAGCUUCUGAUGAAUUGAAUGAUUACAUAACUCAACUUUUGCAGUGGUAUUUUGUCCUCUUAACUUUUAAGGAUUCCAUUAAGGAGGGCGAUACUUUUCGUACGAACAUCACUCUUAAGUUUUGUAUCCCUAUUUUCUUCAGUCACUCGGUUUUGUCAAAAUAUUUAGAAGAAUGUAUAGAUUACAUUCUCAAGACUGAAGUAAUGCUGACAGAGAAAAUGGCUGUGAAAGUCCGGUGUGGAUCAUUUGUUAAUCCUACUGGACAAAAAGGAGACAACAAAGCAGCAGAUCUUAAGAAAGAAAAUGAAGUAAAAGUAUUAAAGGAAUUAAUUAGAGGGUUAGGUUCAAACAAAACGGAGAAUUCUAUUGUGGCGAUAACUAAAGCAGCCCCAGUUAUUGACGAUAUUGUUGGUAAUUUCCAGGAAAUGUUGAACAUUCCGGUUAAGAAAACCCAUCACAGAAAGCGUUCUUUUAAUGAUGAUGUGAAAUGUGUUCUGAACACACUGAUCCCUUUAAAGGUUUGGACUCCACAGAAUGGAAGAAAACUUGAAAACUUCAGAAAUAUUAAGAAGUCACCAUUUGAUAUUGACCGAGGUCAUUUUGUGGAAAUUGUUGAAAAGAAAGUUGAAAGACUGAGAAAAGGAAUUUCUGUUCCUGCUGAUGACAACUCUGACAAUGAAGUUUGAUACAUCUGUAUGUGAAGAGAAUGUUUAGGGGUUUCUUUAGUCAGUUUUUGAAUAGAAGGUGUGAGUUCAAGGGAAGACUGUGACUUAUGAGUAAAUUAAGGUAGGUGUAGGUGGGUCUACCCGCCACCCUUACAACCAUAUUGCUUACUCACUAUAACCGCAUAUCUUCCAAUAUACAUCAUGAUCAGUGUAACAGUACUAGUGCAACUAUUGUUUCAUUUAUUACUUACCUUCACAACAAUUUUGAGAUGUCUACAUGAUUGUUACCAAGUGUAUUACUACCUAUUACAUGUAUAUAUUUUAAAUUUACUUUUACAUGUUUUUAUAUGCCAGUUUAUAGUGGAUAUCUAUGGUGUAGGACUGUAGGUGGGAAAUACCCAACACCCAGAUAGUAUUCUGCAAAUAAUGCACAUAUCCACAGAAUGCACAUAACCUAGGUGGGUACAAAAGUAUGCGAGAAUACUAUAAGAAAUAGUUAAAAACCAGUUGACGUGCAACACACUCGCCACCCAUACAGGUUACAUUCUUGAUAUAUCAAAACACAUUUACAUGUGUAUAUAUAGAUGACUAGUCUUAUGUAUUUGUGCUUCUGUGUGCAUAUAUAUUUGAAAAUGUUGAUUAAUAUAUAUAUAUACUCCUCAUUACUCGUUCAAUUAAUAUAUAUACAAUUGACUUCAUCGUAUGCCCCAAUUUCAACAGAAAUUACUUUUUGUAUCAGACGCAGUCGAAUCCCUGCUAGUUUAAAGUUCCUUGAUAUAUCUCGUGCAAUCUGAUGCCAAGUAAGAUGUAUAUACAGGUACCAGCAAGUGAGAAUCUGAGUCAUCGCUUUCGCUUGUUCAAUGCAUCUAUUUCAAUUCAUGUACUUAACUUUUCUGAUAAUAAAUUGUUUUAAUUGCAAUAUUUGAAUUCAUAAUAUGAGAGUCAUCGCUUUAGCUUGUUCAAUGCAUCUAUUUCAAUACAUGUACUUAACUUUUCUGAUAAUAAUUUUUUUUAAUUGAAAUAUUUUAAUUCAUAUACAUGUAUAUAUAUAUAUUAAGUAGAUCCUUGUUAAAUAUCUGCUAUAUAUAUAAUAUAUACACACAUACAAAAAAUGUAUGUGUAUAGCUCCAUAUAGCUUGACAACUUACUAAUGUUGAAUGCUAAAUAUUCACAGGGAUUUUAUUAUCAUUCAAUUAAUUCAAAUUAAUUAAUUGUUCAAAAUAUCAACUGUUUGCAUUAUGUUACUGCCUGAAUACUGUU
Messenger RNA from Pecten maximus, 3297 nucleotides. RefSeq lists its product as uncharacterized. Lineage: Eukaryota; Metazoa; Mollusca; Bivalvia; Pectinida; Pectinidae. The record is from RefSeq and is a predicted model, not a curated record.